UUGAAGGGCGAACGUAGAAUUAAGCAUGAAAAAAGCGAGAUGGGCUGAGACUGAGCGCCUUGGGCCGCACCCCUAAGGAGACAUAGGGUUUCACUCUCACAGCUCAUGUCUUUCUCGUUCUGCUGUUUCUCAAAUCAAAUCAUCUCUAGCACACGCACCGGCUACCACCAUCUCUUACCUUUCGUUUCAUGCAUUUUCGAUAAUCUCAUCUCAUAGCUGUUUUCUUUUCUCUGAGUCUUCUUUCUCCACAAUCCACAUAGGUGGCGACCAAACUCCAAACCACGGGCGGAAGCCACUCUCUCUAGCGGCCACCAGGAGUUCAAUAUAGAUAAGGCCUUGUAAUGGCAAAUAGAGCUGAUCCUGAUAUUGACGACGAUUUGCGUGAUCUUUACAAGGAGUACACUGGUCCUCUGGGAUCUGCUCCUACCAAUACGCAAGAUAGGGAAAAAUCAAACAAAAGGUCUCAUGCUGGUUCAGAUGAAGAGGAGGAGCCACGGGACCCUAAUGCUGUUCCAACCGAUUUCACCAGCCGAGAGGCUAAGGUUUGGGAGGCUAAGUCAAAGGCUACUGAGAGGAAUUGGAAGAAAAGGAAAGAAGAGGAAAUGAUCUGCAAACUUUGUGGAGAAUCAGGGCAUUUCACUCAGGGUUGUCCGACUACUCUUGGAGCAAACCGCAAGUCUCAAGAUUUCUUUGAAAGGAUACCCGCAAGGGAUAAAAAUGUAAGAGCGCUUUUCACAGAGAAAGUUCUAAACAAGAUUGAAAGGGAUAUUGGCUGCAAAAUUAAGAUGGAUGAGAAAUUUAUUAUUGUCAGUGGUAAGGAUAGAUUAAUUUUGGCAAAAGGUGUUGAUGCGGUGCACAAGAUUAGAGAGGAGGGUGAACAAAGAGGAACUUCUAGUUCUCACAUGGCCAGGUCAAGGUCUCCUGAGCAAAGUCCUGUUGGUGCUCGGUUUCAACGAUCUGAGCCCCAGAGGUCUCAUUCUGGACCGCGAAAUGCAUCUCAGUUUCAACAAAGGUUUGGUAGGCAAGAGAGAGCUGUUGAAGACCGCGUGCGAGAGGACAUGCAAAAGUUUGCAAGAGGUUCUCCACAAGCUUAUGGUAAUAGUGGAGCAAGAGGUCGGUCAAGCCAUUCAAGAUCACCAAGACAGCCCCCUUACACAGGGAACUCAUAUAAUUCAAUUGAUGGCCGCAAUCAGAACAUAGGAUCUUAUAGGAAUGAUGGGUGGGAUUCUCACAGAAGAGAAUCUGCAGGGAUCCAACCCAGUCAUCAGUUUGAUUAUAGCACUUCCCCCAAGACUUUAGAAGAAUUAGAGUUGGAGUAUAAGAAAGAGGCAACUGAGCUAAUGAAAAACCGUGACAGGGAAGAAGAUGAAGAAAAUUUCAAGCAUCGUGAGGCUGUUCGAGACUUGAGGGAGAACUACAUGAACAAAGUUGCUAUGUUAAGGGUCUCACAUGCUAAACAAUGGGAAGAGUUUCUUCAGCUUGAAGCCCAGAGGCAUCAACAGCACACAAUCCAACAAAUCCCUUCUGGUUUUGGCAGUUAUAAGCAGCAGAAUUUCACCGAAUAUGAUGGUUCCGCUGUCAAUCCUCACUAUGCUGGGCCCAACUUACCCUUGGAAUCGAGGAACAGGUUCUCAGACAUGGAGACUUAUCCUACCAGGCCUCACGAUAAUUUUGGUGAUUUUCAGAGGCGUGGUGGAGAUUUUGCAAAAGCUUACAACAGAUAUUAAAUUGUUAUAUGUGAAUGAAGUGGGUCCAGCUUGAUGGAGAAAAGUAUAAUGCAUGGGGAGGCCAAGGUAGGUAAGUAUGUUGAAUAAACGGUAGGGUUAGAACGGGACAUGCAGUGUGGUUGAUGAAUUUAGUUACCUGGUAAAUUAGUUUUGUCAGGACUUCAAUGCAAUAUUUUGUUAUCCGAAACUGGUAAUGUGAAACUGCUUUUCCGCCUGGUUAUUGCUGUGUAGACAUACUUUGUGUUCAGUAGUAACAUUGAUUUUGGUAGAA
Messenger RNA from Arachis duranensis, 1998 nucleotides. RefSeq lists its product as uncharacterized. Bases 342 to 1727 code for a protein of 461 amino acids. NCBI's taxonomy places the organism in Eukaryota, Viridiplantae, Streptophyta, Magnoliopsida, Fabales, Fabaceae. The transcript has 6 exons. Gene Ontology annotation, molecular function: nucleic acid binding; zinc ion binding. The record is from RefSeq and is a predicted model, not a curated record.